CAACAAACUCAAGAAGUGCCGGCCCGGACACUGUAUAAUCUGUCCAUGUACAAUACCCCCUGAAUUACUCCGUUGCGGCACAUCCACCACAAUUGCGUCAGCAUGGGUACCGCUAAACCGCGUCCAUCUGUCGGCAGAGCUUCCGUCGCCAAAGCCCAGUCCUUCCAAGCCCUUCCGGAUAAAACAUUCAUUGUUGACAACGGCGCCUACACACUCAAAGCAGGAUAUGCGCCCGAAUACUCGCCGCCUGAUGAUCAAGAAAAGGCGCUUUUGGCGUGCGCCACCAUACCCAAUGCGAUUGUCAAGACACGUGGGAAUCGCAUUCACGUCGGCUCGCAAGUCAAUACACAUGUGACAGACUGGAACGAGAUGUCCUUUCGUCGGCCGGUAGAGAAGGGAUAUAUCGUUAACUGGGAAGCUCAGAAAGAGAUUUGGGAGCAUUCAUUCUUCGAUGAGAAGACUGUGCGGAGCAAGGAGUUGCGCAUUACCGACCCAGAAGACACAACCUUGGUACUAACGGAGGCGCCCAAUGCGUUGCCUGCCUUGCAGAAGAAUGCGGAUGAGAUUGUGAUGGAAGAAUGGGGCUUUGGUGGUUAUUACAGAAGCUUAGGACCGCCGCUGAAUGCCUGGAACGAAUUACGCACUCUCUUUGGAGAUCCGAUCGUCAAAGAUGCGGACGCUGUCGUGUCCCCGAGAGAAUGUUUACUGGUCAUCGAUUCGGGCUACUCCCACACCACAGUGACGCCUGUCUACCGGGGCCAGUCACUUCAACGUGCUAUACGCAGACUCGACCUGGGCGGCAAGCAUCUUACAAACUAUUUGAAGGAAAUGGUGUCAGUGCGGCAGUACAACAUGGUGGAUGAAACAUAUAUCAUGAAUGAAGUCAAAGAGGCUGUUUGCUAUGUGAGCAAUAACUUCGCUGGCGACUUGGAACAGACCUGGAAAGGCAAUCGGAAGCGUGGCCUCCCUGACUCGAAAGAAGGGGUUGCAGUGGACUAUGUCCUCCCGGACCCCAAUGCGGGGAAGAAGGGCUUCAUGCGACCACACGAUCCAUUGCUGAACGCUAAGAAGAGGAAAGGAGCCCUGUCCGGUGCCAGCGCUGAGGCGCUAUCUGAAGAUGCCUUGGUCUUGGGCAACGAGCGAUUCACUAUCCCGGAGAUCCUGUUCACCCCCAGUGAUAUUGGCAUGAAGCAGGCCGGAAUCGCAGACAUCGUUUUGCAGAGUCUCUCUGUAUUGCCCACCGGGUUGCACCCAGCCUUCUUGGCCAACGUCCUAGUCGUUGGCGGAAACUCACUAUUACCGGGUUUCUUGGAGAGAUUGGAGACCGAGCUGCGACAACUGGCGUCCGCUGAAUGUGUUGUUAGAGUGCGAUGUCCUCCAGAUCCAAUUCGAUGCACCUGGUUGGGGGCGUCACGAAUGGCCACCAAUAGAGAAGAAUUGAAAAAGGUUGCCAUCACGCGUCAAGAAUACCAAGAGUAUGGUUCUUCCUGGGCUGGUCGGAAGUUUUCUGGUGCAUUAUAGCCGGUCGGAAUCGGGAAGUUCGAGGCUAAGGCGCGACUCGCGUCUUUCUGGGUUUGAACUGCAGCUGUUUGUUCGUCAUUACAGGCUGGCACCUUUCCUGUUUG
This is a messenger RNA of Aspergillus homomorphus CBS 101889, 1625 nucleotides long. It is a transcript of the gene arp6, whose product is annotated as actin family protein. Lineage: Eukaryota; Fungi; Ascomycota; Eurotiomycetes; Eurotiales; Aspergillaceae. Gene Ontology annotation, cellular component: Swr1 complex. The transcript is spliced from 4 exons. Bases 103 to 1521 code for a protein of 472 amino acids. Gene Ontology annotation, molecular function: nucleosome binding. The record is from RefSeq and is a predicted model, not a curated record.